AUGGCACCAUACCCAGCGCAGCCCAUCAAAGGCAGAGAGCGAUACCGUGUCAUGAUGGAUAUCCGCAAACUCGACGCCCGAAAUUGGCUCACACUCGACAAGAACUAUAUGGAUGAGCACCGGGUACGGACCCAAUUGCUUGAGGAAAGAAAGGGGCAAGUCAUACAAUGCCUACCGGAGUCACUUGAGGCUUGCCAGGAAACAUUAGAAGAGGUUUCAGACUUCCUUUGUGAAAGAUUUCCUACUGCGUUCAAAAUUUCAACCCAUGACAAUCAAAAAGUUAUUGAAAAUUGCAUGACUGGGGAUAAAUUUGCCGUCAGUGGUCGGGACCCCAACGAGGGAUUGACCGAGGCACUGGAGGCUGCUGUUCGUCUCACGAUGGAAGAUCUCAGUAUUCUGAUGCUGAACGAGGAAGGAGAACAUUACCUAGCGGCAAGUGCCAGUUUGUUCCCCGUGGGAUGGACUGUGGAUCAGAGAAUUGGAUGGACAAUCUCCCAACUGCAUGGACCGGUUCCUUUAUGGCACCAACAAGCUGCAAACUCCGUCAGCAAAUUCUUAGCUCGCCUAACACCUAAUGCCCCAAUGGAACGCUCGAACUACUUCAUAGAAGUCAAAGACCCCAAAGAGAGCCUUGUGGAGAUUCUCUAUCGACCCGGUUAUCUCUGUAACACAGAAUUGAAGAACCCUUUACCAUCAGAAAUUUUGAUCCGCCGUGAAAGGCAGACAUUCCGUCGUUUACCAAAGACAAGAUCCCUCGUGUUCGGUGUCAAGACCUAUCUCACGCCUCUCGAUGAACUCCCCAUGAGGGAGCUGGAAAACUUGGCCAAGGAAAUGAAGAGUUGGCCGACCAAUGUUGGCAAGUAUAAGGGAAGAGACGUGUGGGGAGCAAAAGUGUUAGAAUAUUAUCGGGAGCAAGGUGGAAACUUGGAUGAAAAGGAAGAUCAAAAAGUUGAGGUCUGA
Messenger RNA from Penicillium soppii, 960 nucleotides. RefSeq names its product heme-dependent oxidative N-demethylase family protein. The record is from RefSeq and is a predicted model, not a curated record. Bases 1 to 960 code for a protein of 319 amino acids. The transcript is spliced from 3 exons. Lineage: Eukaryota; Fungi; Ascomycota; Eurotiomycetes; Eurotiales; Aspergillaceae.